GACAAGAUACCUAAGUCCUUACCAAUAAACGAAAUCAAGAUGCCGGAGUUCAUUAGCGUCACCUUCCCCAACGCGUCAACGGAGAUAAAUCCGUUACCAAAUGCUGCCAUCGAUCCGAAUUAUCUUAUUCGAUAUGCUCGGACUCUAGAUGACUACGGCUUCAACUAUACGCUCGUACCGUACGACUCAUCUUCGUUUGAUCCUUUCACCAUAGGAGCAACAAUCCUGUCCGUGACGAAACAGAUCAAGGUUAUAAUAGCACUUCGCCCGAAUACGGUCCCUCCCACCGUUGCGGCUAAGUCACUGGCAACCCUCGACCAACUAGGUGGUGGACGUGUGGUUGUCCAUCUUAUUGCCGGAGGCAGUGAUGCGGAACAGGCAAAGGAAGGCGAUUUCUUGACCAAAGAUCAACGCUAUGGACGUCUCGAAGAUUAUAUCCGCAUCUUACGGCGCGCAUGGGAGUCAGCCGAACCAUUCGAUUGGGAUAGCCAGUACUUCAAGUUCAAACAAUUUAGCAAUAGAGUACGACCAACUAAUAAGACUAUCCCGGUUUCUGUCGGUGGUUCAUCCGACGAGGCAUAUCGUAUCGGUGGCUCGCUUGGUGAUAUUUUUGGACUUUGGGGAGAACCCCUAAAGGAGACCAAGGAGCAGAUUGAACGCAUCUAUGCUGAGGCCGAGAAGGCAGGUCGCACUGAUCGUCCUCGGAUUUGGGUGACGUUCCGUCCUAUCGUGGCUGAAACCGAUGAUCUUGCAUGGGAAAAGGCACACCGAACCCUCGAUGCACUGACCGUCAAUCGUGCAAAUGGGCAAGGAAAAGUUCCCCCUGUUGCGCCUCCACCGCAGAAUGUUGGAUCUCAACGUUUACUUGAGAUUGCUGCUCGUGGAGAGGUUCAAGAUCGAGCCCUGUGGUAUCCUACUGUGACUGCAACUAAUGCACGAGGAGCGUCAACGGCGUUGGUCGGUUCUCCAGAGACUAUUUCUGAGUCUAUUUUGGAUUAUAUUAAGCUUGGUGCUGAUCUUAUUUCUAUUCGUGGAUACGAUAACCUGAAUGAUGCUAUCGACUAUGGUCGUUAUAUCUUGCCUAGAGUCCGGGCUUCACUCAGCGCAUUCCGUGACUUACACUCUGGGCCAGAAAAGCUGCGCGUAUACCAGAUGUAA
This is a messenger RNA of Talaromyces stipitatus ATCC 10500, 1158 nucleotides long. Its product is annotated as alkanesulfonate monooxygenase, putative. The coding region runs from base 40 to 1158 and encodes 372 amino acids. The record is from RefSeq and is a predicted model, not a curated record. The transcript has 2 exons. Gene Ontology annotation, molecular function: oxidoreductase activity, acting on paired donors, with incorporation or reduction of molecular oxygen. Lineage: Eukaryota; Fungi; Ascomycota; Eurotiomycetes; Eurotiales; Trichocomaceae.